Messenger RNA from Tuber melanosporum (Perigord truffle), 1381 nucleotides. RefSeq lists its product as uncharacterized. The record is from RefSeq and is a predicted model, not a curated record. The coding region runs from base 381 to 1118 and encodes 245 amino acids. The transcript has 3 exons. Gene Ontology annotation, molecular function: alpha-tubulin binding; microtubule plus-end binding. Gene Ontology annotation, cellular component: cytoplasm; microtubule plus-end; nucleus. Lineage: Eukaryota; Fungi; Ascomycota; Pezizomycetes; Pezizales; Tuberaceae. Gene Ontology annotation, biological process: cytoplasmic microtubule organization; tubulin complex assembly; post-chaperonin tubulin folding pathway.
GCCCCUCUUCCCUCUCUCCCGUUCCUCGGAACAAGCUUAGCACCCUGUCCGCAAUUCUCCCUCUACUACAUGCCCCAAGUCACUAUUCACACCCCAUCCCUAGCUUCCAGUUUCUCGACAAUUCUUCUUCUUCUCGACCUUUGGCCUGCCAACAGGUAACAAUUGCCGGCACAUUCAAGCAUUAACUCAAGUGCAUAUACAACAAACUCAGGCACGAGCUAGGGCAAAAACUGCAACAAACGGAACACCACGGAAGAAGACAGAAACAACACUUCCUUUUUUUUCUUCUUCCCCCUCCAACGAACCGAAAAACAACCUCAUCGUCACAUCGCCGGUACCAGACGGCAACGAGAGACAGGGGCAACGAAUAUCCAGAUCCAAUGAGUUUUUCAACUACUGCAGAUAUUCCGAUCAGAGUCACGUCUGAUAACGCUGCUUCCGAGCGCCGUGUCACCCCCUCGUGGACCAUUUCUGAGCUCAAGAAUAAGCUUGAACCCGUCACUGGCAUCCCUCCGCCUUCACAGCAACUCACGCUGCGCGUGCCACAUGCUCCCCAGCCUAUACCCAUCUCGAGCCAUGACGAGGAACACACGCAGAUAGCAGCCUUUCCUCUUCAGCCUUACGUUGAACUACACGUUGCGGAUUCGCGUCCGCUCGCAGCUCGCCCCAAUUUCGUGGAUACUACUAGCAUUGAGAAGUAUGUGAUGCCGGAGGAGGAGUACGAUAAGCUCCAGGACAGCGUCCUUGCUUGGAAGAAGCGAAAUAAGCUCGGCCGGUUCGACCCGGAUAAGGAGGAGAAGGAUCGGAUGGAGCUGAGGAGGCAGUAUGACGAGGUGGGCGCUAGAAAGAUAGUGGUAGGUGCUAGAUGUCGGGUUGGAGCAUCGGAUCUAGAUCGCAGAGGUACGAUCAGGUACGUUGGGGAGGUCAAUGAGAUUCCUAAUGGUGGAGUAUGGGUUGGCGUAGAGACAGACGAGCCAACAGGGAGGAACGACGGAUCUAUCCAGGGCAAGUUCUACUUCAAGUGCGAGGCCAAGCAUGGGUCCUUUGUGAGACCUGAUCGCAUUGAGGUUGGGGAUUUUCCUGUGAUUGACGAUCUGGACGGUCUGGAGGAGAUAUAACACUCCAAAUGGUAUAGAUUUAAUUAAACGCGUGCUAGCCUUUUUCCAUUGCACGGCGUAGCAAAUAUCACUAUCAAAAUAAGAUAAAAAAACACUCCACAGGAUGCCUACUCGUACCGUAAGGGCUUGCGGGCGCUGCAACUUUUUGGGGUGUGCUUCUUGGGAUGGCGUCGCGGUGUUCGGUGUUCGGUGUCUGGUAUGCACAGGGUGUAUAUUAUCCUUUCGGUACCUUGUUUUAUCCCACCCAGAUGUGGGGCCUGACG